This is a messenger RNA of Eremothecium sinecaudum, 1620 nucleotides long. Its product is annotated as HDL200Wp. The transcript has a single exon. The record is from RefSeq and is a predicted model, not a curated record. NCBI's taxonomy places the organism in Eukaryota, Fungi, Ascomycota, Saccharomycetes, Saccharomycetales, Saccharomycetaceae. The coding region runs from base 1 to 1620 and encodes 539 amino acids. Gene Ontology annotation, molecular function: 2-oxoglutarate-dependent dioxygenase activity.
AUGCCAAAGCGUGUUGCCGAAGAGCAAGAGGAAGGCGAAAUUAAACGAGUAACGGACCUUGAUGCCAAGAUCUCGGGCAGCUAUGAAGGUUACGUACCGGAAGAGGAAGUUACUUCCAUAGAGGUAAUAGAGGAGCCAAUAAAUGACUUAGAAAAACAAAAGUUUUAUGACCGUUAUGUUUUAGGGCGUAGGCCAUGUAAGAUUAAGAUGCGUGAUGACAAAUUUUUUGACUGGAAUCGUUUAAGAAGCGGCAAUUUGUUAAAUUCUUUAUCAGGUGAUCAGAUAGUUCAAGUAGAGAACAAGGUUGAUGGAGGCUUUGGAAGUGGAACCAAACGUUUGAAAAUGCCUUUUAAGGAAUUUUUACAGCGCCUAAGCAAUGGUGCUCGUGACAUAUAUCUUACAACACAAUACGAAGAAGAUAAUUCAGGUGACGACUCGGAAUCUGACGAUGACUUCGAGGAAACUAAUCACAAAAUGGGCGAUGUUACGAACGAUGAACAGGCUGCUAUUCGAAGCAAAGUAUCAACACGUCCUGUUGCUGAUAGCGGUGAGGAGACAGAGCACAGUGAAACAUUCAUUACCGCCCUUGAUCAUGUGCCCAGUGACAAUGAGAGUGACUUCAUCGACUCGCAUGAUGAUUUUGAUGAACUAGCUGAAGACAGUCCUGUUACCACUUUAUCUACAGGUCCUCUGUAUGAACGUGAAAUCAUACAAAGAAUUCAUGAACUUUAUCAGCCGCCCUUAACUACAAUUGCUGGGAAAUUGCCUACAGGAGUACCAUUUCUUUCCCCACUUCUGACACAACAGAUUAAUAUGUGGAUUGGCUCAACAGCAAAAGACACGGAUGAUAGCUUCUUUACAGAAAAUUUUAAUCCUAAAGAUGAAAAAUUAGGUUUUGGAAGGCGUGUUCCAGGUGGUGGCAGCUCUUCCGGACUUCAUCAUGAUCAUGCUGAUAAUAUCUACAUUCCAAUUGAGGGCCGCAAGCGUUUUACAGUAUUUUCUCCAGCUGAUGCUAUGAAAAUGUAUACUGUGGGUGAAAUAGAAAAAGUAUUUCUAACAGGCGUUAUCAAUUACAAACGUAACGAGCGUGCGCCAUUGUGGAGAGCAUUAAGAGAUGACGGGGCUAUCAUUACAGAAGUUGCCGCUCAUCGUCUAGAGGUCGAAGCUGAUUCGCUAUCUGAAGAAGAGGCAGAACAACUUCGCGCUCUAAUAGCAAGUGAAAAUAACACUGAAGACUUACCAAAACCAAGCGACCCUCCCCACUUCUCUAAGAUCCCAAGCGCCGUCCUACACAUGGACGAGAUUAAAGAUCAAGAGCUAAAAGACAAGAUACACCAACAGGUACAAAAUCGUUGGCCACUCCUUAAAAAGGCUAACAGAAUCUACAUUGACGUUCAACCUGGUGAGAUGCUUUGGUUGCCUUGCGGCUGGUUCCACGAAGUCACAUCGUUUGGCAACUCAGAUAAUAAUAGUCACGUGGCUGUUAACUAUUGGUUUAUCCCUCCAAAUGGUAAAUCAAUGGAGUACCCCUAUACUGCUAGUGAUCGUUAUUGGACGCUAGACUACGAACGUACCAAAAUUGCUUUGUCACAUUACUGUAAAGAUGCCCACCAGAUGUAG